Messenger RNA from Sipha flava (yellow sugarcane aphid), 627 nucleotides. Its product is annotated as zinc finger BED domain-containing protein 5-like. The record is from RefSeq and is a predicted model, not a curated record. Bases 1 to 627 code for a protein of 208 amino acids. Gene Ontology annotation, molecular function: protein dimerization activity. The transcript has a single exon. NCBI's taxonomy places the organism in Eukaryota, Metazoa, Arthropoda, Insecta, Hemiptera, Aphididae.
AUGGAGCAAAUGAAAUAUUCCGAUUAUUUAUCCGAUGAAUUUUGGUGUUCAAAAUUAACAUAUUUAGCUGAUAUUUUUGAACACCUGAAUCAAUUAAAUUUAAGCAUGCAAGGUGAAAAUCAAAAUUUGUUAAUAUCUAUAGACAAAAUGGCUGCAUUUAAAAGCCAAUUAUUGAUUUGGAAAAGAAGGGUAAAUGAUAAUAAUUUGGAUAUGUUUCCUUUAACAGCUAAUACUAAAUUUACUGAUAAAAUAAUACCAAUUAUCAAUGACUCAAUAACAUUAUUGGACCAAAAACUUGAUCAUUAUUUUUCAUCGCUGGAUUUGAAAUUAUUUGAUUGGGUGAGGAAGCCAUUUAAUCCUAGUUUAAAAACCUCACAUCUUUCAUUAAAAGAGGAAAAAGAACUUGCAGAGUUAAAAAACGAUCGCACUCUUCAAAUGAAAUUUAAUGAGUUCGAGCUAAGCCAAUUUUGGAUUUACACAAAAAAAAAAUAUCCGAACUUAACAAAAUUGGCUCAUUCCGUAUUAUUAACAUUUUCGACAUCAUAUUUGUGCGAGGUAGCUUUUUUUGCUUUGAAUGAAAUUAAAAACAAAAAAAGGGAAAGAUUAAUUAAUGUCGAAGAGGAGUAA